Molecule: messenger RNA, 1037 nt
Organism: Eurytemora carolleeae
Lineage: Eukaryota; Metazoa; Arthropoda; Copepoda; Calanoida; Temoridae
Product: L-threonine 3-dehydrogenase
Exons: 10
Coding region: 150-1037 (295 amino acids)
Molecular function (GO): zinc ion binding; oxidoreductase activity
Source: RefSeq, a predicted model, not a curated record
AUUUGUGUUUUAAGUAUUGGAACUAACCUUUAACAAACCAGCUAGAAAAAGUUGGAACAUGCCCAGCCCUAAUAGAUUCAGACUAUAAAAGAGUAAACAGUGAUUCUUAUAACCUGUUGGCUGAAAAUAUUUCCACUUGUGCAACAAUCAUGCAGGCACUUCAAUUCAAUGCUAAACUGGCCCUGAAUGAGAAUUUGAAGUUUAUAAAGAUUUCAAAACCUCAGAUAUCCGGAUCUACAGACAUUCUCAUUAGAGUUGCUUUUGCAGGACUCUGUGGGACUGAUCUUCAUAUAUUAGAGGGUAAGUUUAAGAAUUGUAGUAACAAGUUUGUUACUAUCGGUCAUGAAUUCUCUGGGAUGGUUGAAGAUGUUGGGCCAGACAUUACCGGUUUCAAGAAAGGAGAUCAUGUCGGAGUUGAUCCUAACAGACCAUGUUAUAGCUGUAAAUUCUGCAGACGAGGGCAGGUUAACCAUUGCCAAAAUGGAGGAACUCGAGAUGGAGUUGGUGUAUUUCGUGAUGGUGGCAUGGCUGAAUUUUGUCUAGUACCAGGAGAUCAAGUGCAUCUUCUUCCACCUUCACUCUCUUUGGAAUUGGGAGUUCUCUGUGAACCUUUGUCUUGUAUUCUUCAUGGUUGGAGUAGACUGCAGAGCUCUCUAACCAGUUAUCUACCUGGAGCAAGAAUUCUCAUCACUGGUGCAGGCAUAGUUGGAAACCUGUGGGUUUCCAUGUUUCACUACCAUGGAUACAGAAACCUUACUCUUUCCGAACCCAAGGAGGGAAGGAGGAAUAUUGUCAAGGGAUUAGGUACAGGAUGCAGAGUAUUGACUCCUGGAGAGCUUGACUCCCAAGAGGAUGGGGUAGAUGAUGAGCAGGAUGGGUUUGAUAUCAUUGUGGAGUGCUCCGGGUAUCCUCCAGCACUGCAGAAAGGAAUAUCUAUGUCUGCAAGAAAAGCUGUUAUUGUUAUAUUUGGUUGCGCUCCAACCGGGGCAGCAAUGGACCUUUUUCCUGAGGAGGUCUUUAGGCAAGAACUUCUUUAA